This is a messenger RNA of Xiphophorus couchianus (Monterrey platyfish), 1742 nucleotides long. RefSeq names its product biogenesis of lysosomal organelles complex-1, subunit 2 (gene bloc1s2). The record is from RefSeq and is a predicted model, not a curated record. Gene Ontology annotation, cellular component: gamma-tubulin complex; BORC complex; BLOC-1 complex. Gene Ontology annotation, molecular function: gamma-tubulin binding. The transcript is spliced from 5 exons. Gene Ontology annotation, biological process: lysosome localization; endosomal transport. The coding region runs from base 46 to 585 and encodes 179 amino acids. NCBI's taxonomy places the organism in Eukaryota, Metazoa, Chordata, Actinopteri, Cyprinodontiformes, Poeciliidae.
AUCGCCGGGCUCACGUGAUAAUGGACGAAACAAAACAGGAACAAAAUGGCUGCAACUGGAGAUGAAGCCGCAGCUAUGGACAGUAUUUCCAGGGAACCAGCAGCCGUCUCAGCGGGGUUAAUCGCAGCUGCUAGCGGCACGGCUGCGGCUGAACGCCCAGACGAUCCACCGGAAACCCCGUCGAGUGCGCCAAAGAAACCUGGAGCAAACAGCGAUGGAGGUGUGGAGACCGCGGAGGAGGCUGUGGAGCCCGCAGAGCCAGAUAUCAACGAGCUGUGCUCUGACAUGUUUGAGAAGAUGGCCAUUUUCCUGCAAGGGGAGCUAACAGCAACGUGUGAAGAUUACCUGCUGUUGGAGAACAUGAACAAGCUCACAAGCCUGAAAUACAUGGAAAUGAAGGACAUUAGUAUCAACAUAAGCCGGAAUCUGCAGGAUCUCAACAACAAGUAUGCGAGCCUACAGCCUUACCUGGAUCAAAUCAAUAAGAUCGAGGAGCAAGUGUCAUCCCUCGAACAGGCUGCAUACAAAUUGGAUGCAUACUCCAAGAAGCUGGAAGCCAGAUUCAAGAAACUGGAGAAGCGAUGAGGGACAGAAGACGAGGCAGACUGAGGGUUUCGGUGCCUUCUCGCCUUCUUCACCCAUCCCUGCCCUCCACUCUACUUACCAGUAGACUCAAGAGCUACAGGGGAGAAUGUGAACUGUGGCUGAAGCAAAAAUAAGAAACACUCCAGCGAAAGCAGGCAUCUUUAUACACUAAUACCACAGUGUUGGCUGUAAAUUUGACUCCAGUAUCACUGGUUUCUGUUCAUGCAACCAAGAUGUGCCACAUGUUUGUCCAACGGUUAGCCUCUCCUAAGUAAUAUCAGGAAGAUGUUCUUAUCAAAAAGUGAAGUAAAUGACACAUAUGUAGUUAAUUUGCUUCUUAAAACAUAUUUAAAGCUUAAUCAUGUCAGAAACCUUUUUUUUUUUCAGGCAUUUCUUUUAUAAAAUGUUGGGCAAUAAUCUGAGUUUACUCUGCAUUAAUUAUUUUGUCAGGCAGUGUUCAUGAGACACCAAACUGCUUAAACCUGAGGCUUGGUUUUAAUGUUGAGUUUAAAGACAAACUCUACAGUUUGUUUUAAAUUUGUAGCUCACACACAAUUCCUUAUAAAGUCAACAUCAUGUCACGUUCUCUUGAAAACGCACCACUGAAAUAAAAGUUUCUUUGAAAUAAAGCCUAAUCCCACCACUGACAGCAGAUGGCAGUCAUGCACCACGAUUGGUUCUUUUAAGUUUUUUUUUUUUUUAGAUAUCAGUUGUUUUCCUGCUUGGAGGAACUGGACCACUGUUAAAAUAAGAAAGGAUGGAGUUACUGCUUUCUCACAGAAAGGACAAGAGUCAAGCUUCAACAGAGGGGAACGGAUGGCAUCUAGCUGCACAUUCAAAGCAACGGAUGGAUGCCAUCUGCUGCCUUUGUUUCCAUCUUCACGUCAACUGAACAGCAGAUCAUCUAAGCUCGUUGGAUCCUUCUUCUGAUUGUAUGCCAAUCUCUGCGCACGAGGAUGUGUAUUUGUGUGUGAGGCUUAAUCUAAAACAGGCCUCUGUCAUUAGUUCAGCUGAGACGCUGGCACAGAGGGAGCUCGUUAUUCAUACUGUAACGUUAUUUACUGUUGCUCUGUGAUCCUUCCAUCUCUCCCUUUCCUUGCUUUAUAUUUUUUCCCCUCCCCUCACCCCCAGAGUAAACACCUCUGUCCUCUCCUAAA